UGAAAAUGGUUAGCAACAAGGGUCGUGAGCAGAGAAAGAACAACAAGUACAACCACCGAAUGUCGCGAAAAGGUUAUGCAAACCUUACCGAAGAGAUGAAAGCAAGCACAUCUAAUGGUGAGUUAAUUGAUCGUGCUUUAGUAUGGAAGAAAGCACGAACAACUAAAGAUGGAAAGAUUUCAGACAUAGACACAAAAGGAGGUGGCCAAUAAAAUCAUAAGUACUUUCCUCUUGUAAGGGUGUUUUUUUUUUUUACUUACUAAAAAUACUAUAACCUUUUCAUGAUAGGACAACCUACUUGUUUCAAAACGUGCGUCUCAUUCAAUGGACAACGUAACUUGUGAUAUACUAUCUCAAGCCAUCGGAGGGAAUGAUCCACCAGGAAGGAUUCAAGGGGUGGGUCAAUACGUCACACCGAGUAAAUACUUCCACACUGCAAGAGAAAAACGAAAGAAGGUCGGUAAAGAAGAAGAUUAUGCUGAAGAGCGAGCGAGAAUGGCUACUCGUAUCUUAGAACUGGAAGUCGAAUUAAUGAAGCAUAAGAGGGUUCCUGAAGUGGCCACAAAGGGAGAAACUGACGAGAGCAAGAUCAAGAGUCAAACGGCUUCUAAAAGCAUUGACACAUCAGAUGAUGCAAAUGAUCAUGACACAAAAGAAGAAAAUAGACAAGUUCUAGAAGACUUGACAAUAGAAAAACAAGAUAAGGUUGGUGACGAGAACAAAUAUGUUUGUGCAUCGGUUGAGACUUUGACAAAAGUGAAGGAUGGCACUUCUUGUCGACUUGCAAUUGGGACUAAGGACAAUGUUGUCGGUGCUGGAACUAUUUUCGACUACGACAUGGACGGUGACAACGUGAAGGUAUCAGUGGACAUGGUUACCGAUGGUAAGGUAUCAGUUGUCAUUCGUUUAGACGAGAAGAUGAAAAGCGUGUACCAAGCUGAUCCGCGAUUACCGUCGUUGACACUGAAUACAAAGAGAGCACCAGUUACACUACGAUUAUUACUAUGGGAACUUGAUUAUAUUGGGUCAAAAAUUCAAAUUCACGUACCUGCUAAAGUUUUUGGGUAUGAACGAAAAUGUUGCAUAUACCUCGAGGCACUCCAAGAAUUUUAUCAAAUGCAGCCUAUAUCAACCCAAUGCAUUGAUGCAUUCAUGUUUCACCUCUACAAAGUGAUGUAAGAGAAUGGAACGUUGGGAUCCUACAAGUUUGCAGACGCUGGCUUUAUUUCAGUUGGUAUAAGUAAAGAAGAUCGAGGAGAGAUCCUGAAUGCUAGAUUGCUUGGGACCGCCCAUCAUCAGAUUUUGAUGUUUCCAUACAAUUCAGGGGCUUUUGAAAUUUCGAACAAGAAGAAGCCUGUUUGGAGGAUAAUCAAGUGUCCGAAGCAAGGUGGCAUUGUGGAGUGCGGGUAUUAUGUGAUGUGAUUCAUGUGUGAUAUAAUAUUGUCAAGCAACAGGACAAUCAUUGAAGUAGAUUAACCUCAACAUACUCACAGGACGAUUUAGAUGUCGUAAGAACGGAGUGGGCUGAAUUCGUAAACAAAUAUAUUUUAUGUUCUCAAUCUCAAAGGUAGUUGAAGAAUAGAUGGAUCAUGGUAUCGAUCAAGUUCAUUCCUACAUUAGUUUGAUUAGAUUAGGUCGUACAUAUAUUACAGUUAACAUAUCUUUUGGAUUAUUGGAAAACCUUUA
Molecule: messenger RNA, 1686 nt
Organism: Cucumis melo (muskmelon)
Lineage: Eukaryota; Viridiplantae; Streptophyta; Magnoliopsida; Cucurbitales; Cucurbitaceae
Exons: 10
Coding region: 325-1179 (284 amino acids)
Source: RefSeq, a predicted model, not a curated record